Molecule: messenger RNA, 1233 nt
Organism: Malus domestica (apple)
Lineage: Eukaryota; Viridiplantae; Streptophyta; Magnoliopsida; Rosales; Rosaceae
Source: RefSeq, a predicted model, not a curated record
AUGAGAGAUUUGUUCCUUACUGGUUUGGAAUUUCAGGGAACGUUUGGAUUGUAUCAAGGUGCAUGUAACCAUGAAGAAUUGCAUAAUUUGAUGAAGGCAACAGUGAUGAUUCGCAGACUAAAAAAUGAUGUUCUUUCUGAGCUUCCUGUGAAGCGUAGGCAACAGGUCUUUUUGGAUUUGGCCGAAAAGGACAUGAAACAAAUCAAUGCUUUCUUCCGGGAGUUGGAAGUGGUGAAAGGGAAAAUUAAGGCCUGCCAAUCCAAAGAAGAGGUUGAUUCACUGAAGUUUACUGAGAAGAAUCUCAUGAAUAAGAUAUAUACGGAUUCUGCUGAGGCUAAGAUCCCCACAGUUUUGGAUUACCUGGGAACUGUCAUGGAGGCAGGCUGCAAGUUUCUUGUAUUUGCACACCAUCAGUCCAUGAUUGAUUCGAUAUAUCAGUUUCUUCUGAAAAAGAAAGUGGGUUGCAUUCGAAUUGAUGGAAGUAUCCCUACUGUAGCGAGGCAAGCUUAUGUUACAGAAUUUCAAGAAAAAGAUUCUAUCAAGGCAGCAGUGCUCUCUAUCAAAGCUGGAGGCGUUGGAUUAACAUUGACAGCUGCAAGCACUGUUAUUUUCGCAGAACUGUCAUGGACUCCUGGCGAUCUAAUUCAAGCUGAAGAUCGUGCUCAUAGAAUUGGCCAGGUGUCUUCGGUCAAUAUAUAUUACCUUCUAGCAAAUGACACGGUUGAUGACAUUAUAUGGGAUGUUGUUCAGAGCAAGUUGGAAAAUCUCGGACAGAUGCUCGAUGGCCACGAGAAUACCAUGGAAGUUGCAGCCAGCCAGCCACGAAGCAGCCCUGCAAAGCAAAAACUUGCAUUCAGCCAGCCGGGAAGCAGCCCUUCAAAGCAGAAAACACCCGACUCUUACAUGAAGCGUUGUAACAGCAGGGAAGACCCCGAAAAUCAGCCCAAGUUCAAAAACCCAAGGCACUGAAUGAAGACUACCAAAUGGUAAUUUUGCCAGUUUGAAAUGCGUUUAGAGCACAAUAUUGAAGCUAAACUAGUGAUGUGAAUGGUGAAUGGUGAUCUUACCGUGUCAGGUUAAUGCAACCGUAUAGUUAUGUAGAUGCUGCCGGAGUUGCAUACAAGAUUGUUUCGACACGCAUGCAAUCUAUCGAGGUCCAUCGGAUCGCCCCCCUCAAACUCUUCUUAAAAAUAGGAGCGUUUUUAUACAAUACACCGGUGUACUCUUCAUUCA